Molecule: messenger RNA, 801 nt
Organism: Trichomonas vaginalis G3
Lineage: Eukaryota; Parabasalia; Trichomonadida; Trichomonadidae
Product: 8-hydroxy-dADP phosphatase protein
Exons: 1
Coding region: 1-801 (266 amino acids)
Molecular function (GO): NAD binding; ADP-ribose diphosphatase activity; NADH pyrophosphatase activity
Source: RefSeq, a predicted model, not a curated record
AUGGACCGCCGCGCCCAUCCUGGUGUUAAAAAUGAAAAAUACUCAUCCUUUUAUAAAGUUCGCUUCGGAGAUAUCAAGAUCAAAUGGGAAGGAGAAAUUAGAGAUUCUUUUUCACUCAUUAAUUUUGUUAAUGAACAUAUAGACGAAUGGAAGAAAGAUGACCGUCCAUCAAUCUGGAUUAAACUUCAUGGCAAAGACCUUGAUCACAUUAAUGUUUUGUUAAACGCAGGAUUCAAAAUUCAUAGAACUAAACCAAACAAUGUACUCGUUCUUAACAAAUGGAUUCGCGAGUAUUCGAAUACUCUUCCAUUACCACCAUUCGCUUACUUAGGAGUUGGCGCCAUGUGCAUUAAUAAGGAAGGAAAGAUUUUGGCCGUGCGCGAAAAUUACAAGACAGGUCCAUCAAUCUGGAAAUUACCAGGUGGACUUUAUGACCCAUCCAAAGAUCACAAGCUUUCUGAUACAGCUGUUCGCGAAUGUUUUGAAGAAACAAGUAUCAAAGCCGAACCAGAAUAUUUAGUCAAUUCACGCUUCAUUCACAAAGGUGGAACAUUCAGCGCCCCUGAUUUAUAUACAGUAUUCAGACUUCGUCCUUUAACCGAAGAAAUUAAAUUUGAUCCAGUAGAAAUCUACGAAGCAGCUUGGGUAAAUCCACAAGUAUUGAUAGAUGCUGGCUAUAACCAGAUUGUCUGGGCUGUUCAAUCACAAAUGAAGAAUCAAGAAGGAUUGGUAGAAAUUCCAACCAGAUUCAGAAAUUCCGACCAUAUUGUUUAUACAAGAAAACCAGAGGAUAGUAAUUAA